UCAACAGAUGCAGCAGCUCGCUCUCCUCAGACACUCCUUCAUCUGUCCUGAGAGAGCUUGACUCUGAGGAAUCAUCAUCAUCAUCAUCAUGUCUUCAAACUCGAACCUCACGAGCAUGAAACGGACUGUUGAGCAGCUCAAACUCGAAGCCAGCGUGGACAGAAUCAAAGUUUCUCAAGCCGCUGCAGAUCUACAGCAGUACUGCCUGCAGAACGCCAGUAAAGACGCGCUGCUGGUUGGUGUCCCGGCCGGGAGUAACCCGUUCAGAGAGCCGCGCUCAUGCGCCCUGCUCUAGAAUGAAGGAGAAAGGAGGAAGAUCAAUGGAACGCUGAUCUUUUACAUUAUGCAACAACAUGACAUGAAACUUCAUGAGAUAUAUUGUGCAAAUCUGAGAAUAUUGAUGCCUUAAAUUUAAUAUAUCUUUAAAUAUUCAGCUUUUUUGGUCGGAUGCUAAAGACUUAUUUGAAACUGAAGCAUUGGUUCUUAUGAAUGA
Messenger RNA from Sinocyclocheilus anshuiensis, 493 nucleotides. RefSeq names its product guanine nucleotide binding protein (G protein), gamma 10 (gene gng10). Gene Ontology annotation, cellular component: heterotrimeric G-protein complex. The transcript is spliced from 3 exons. Gene Ontology annotation, biological process: G protein-coupled receptor signaling pathway. The coding region runs from base 89 to 295 and encodes 68 amino acids. Gene Ontology annotation, molecular function: G-protein beta-subunit binding. NCBI's taxonomy places the organism in Eukaryota, Metazoa, Chordata, Actinopteri, Cypriniformes, Cyprinidae. The record is from RefSeq and is a predicted model, not a curated record.